Phaeoacremonium minimum UCRPA7 is the source of this 1059-nucleotide messenger RNA. Its product is annotated as putative deuterolysin metalloprotease protein. The record is from RefSeq and is a predicted model, not a curated record. The transcript is spliced from 3 exons. Gene Ontology annotation, molecular function: metalloendopeptidase activity. Lineage: Eukaryota; Fungi; Ascomycota; Sordariomycetes; Togniniales; Togniniaceae. The coding region runs from base 1 to 1059 and encodes 352 amino acids. Gene Ontology annotation, biological process: proteolysis.
AUGAAGGUCCUCGCCGGUCUCCCCUUUCUGGUCGCCCUUGCGCGAGCCGUCUCUCUUGAUCUUGAGAAGCGCGCCUCUCCAUUGGAUAUCAAACUGGAGAUGAUAGGCAACUCCGCGGUCAAAGCUACUGUAACUAAUACCGGCUCUACCAACUUGAAAAUCUUUAAGACUGGCUCGUUUUUGGACGAGGCGGCUGUUGAGAAAGUUGAUGUUUUCUCUGGAGCCGAGAAGGUCGAAUUCGACGGUCUGCGCUUGACUGUGUCCACUGCUGGCCUGACAGAGGAUGCUUUCCAAACGAUCGCUGCUGGUGAAAUAGUCGAGGUCGAAUGGGACAUCGCCGCUGUUCAUGAUCUCAGCGCUGGAGGUGCCUUUGAUGUCGUGGCUAAGGGUGCUGUUUCCUAUGCUGAGGAGGACUCCACCGAGAUCGCAGGUGUAGUUCCCUUUAGCAGCAAUGUGUUGACCGCUGAGGUUGACGGUGCCGCUGCGGCAAAGAUUCGCCGCGAGUUUCACGAUCUAGCUAAGCGACAAAUCGUUCAGUCAGAUUGCACGGGUACCAAGCGCACCGCGACUAUCAAUGCCCUGAGCAACUGUCGAAGCUUGGCUGCUGCUGCGUCUCAAGCUGCCGCGUCCGGUGCCGCGGCCAAGAUGACGGAGUACUUUAAGAGCAGCACUACCACCACCAGGAACACUGUAGCAGCAGUCUUUGCACGAGUUGCCUCAGAAUGCGGAAGCUCCACUGCCGGUGUCUCUCGCCAAUAUUGCUCUGACGUCUACAGCAGCUGUAGCAGUGGCGUUCUGGCAUAUACCCUGCCUUCUCAAAGUUACAUGGUUAACUGCAACUUGUACUUCACCGCCUUGACAGCUCUUACCCGCACCUGUCAUGCGCAGGACCAAGCCACGACCACUCUCCACGAGACGACUCACUUGACUCAGAUUAAGGGAACCUCUGACUAUGGUGUCUAUGGCUACAAUGCCGUUCGCUCUCUCACCGCUGCCCAGAACCUUAACCAUGCUGAUACAUACAGUCUCUUUGCGAAUGCUAUCUACGCUGGCUGCUAA